AUGGCUUACUCCAGCGCUAUCGAUGCCUUGAAAGAGGCCAUCCCGGAUGGCGUCUUCACACAGCGUGGAGAGGAACUGUACGAGACGCUCAACGGCUCGUACCUCUCCGGCUUCGAGAGUGAUCUCAAGCCGUACUGGAUUGUGCAGCCUAAAACCAAAGAGGACGUUUCCGCUUUUGUGAAGGUGGUCAGCAGCCGUUCGGACGACAUCGUAUUUGCUGUCCGUGGCGGAGGGCAGCAGCCUCUUCCCGGGUGUGCAAACAUUCAGGAUGGAAUUACUCUGGACCUUGCCCUAUUGAAAGGCGUCGAAUCGAGUAACGGCCUUGUCAAGAUUGGAGCAGGAGGAUUGUCUUUCUUCUCGAGCCGUCAGGGUUUCAUGUGCGAUAAUGUGAUCAAUUUCGAGGUUGUUCUCGCCUCGGGUGACAUCGUUCAAGCAAAUGCCAAGGACCACUCCGAUCUAUGGAGGGGGCUGAAGGGUGCCGGAAACAACCUGGGCAUCGUCACACGCUAUGACUUCCGGACUUUCAAGCAGGGAAAAAUUUGGGGAGGCUUCCUCUACUACUUUGCCCCAACCUUCCCCAGCCAGCUCGAAGCCCUCGUCAAGGUGCUGAACGACCCCGUCGAGAGCAAGAGGACCCAUCUCAUGGUCAGCACUGGCUACUCGGCCUUAUUUGGGGACGAAGUCAUGUGUCUGAACCAGCCAUACUAUCUCGACGAGGUCGAGAACCCUCCCGUGAUCGACGUCUUCAGCAAGAUGCAGCCGCAGAUAGACGCCUUGAACACCAUGCGCCUGCAAACCGUCUCGGAGGCGGCGCAAGAGCAGGCAGGGGGGACUCAAAGCCAAGUGAGAUGCGCUUACAUGAACAUCACCGUCAAGGCCGACGUGGCCACCCUGCAGGCGGCAACAGACAUCUACACCGGAGGCCUUGACCCCGUCAAGUCUGUUGCGGGUCUCUUGGCCUCCUUCACGCUGCAGCCGUACCCAACCUCCCUGAUGGAACAGUCAGAGGAGACCGGGGGCAACUCACUGGGGCUCAAGCGCUCCGACGGCCCUCUGGUCUCGGUGCUGCUGCUUUCGUACUGGCAGAACAAGAGCGACGAUGAUGCUGUCUUAUCCUUCAUGAAGGAGUCCCUCGAGAAGAUGAAGCAGGAUGCUGCCGGGCGCGGGACGCUGCUGCCGUUCGUGUACAUGAACUACGCGUGGACUCACCAGGACCCCAUCAACUCGUAUGGCACUCAGAACAAGAAGAAGCUACAGGAUGCGAGCAAGAAGUAUGAUCCUAAGGGGCUUUUCCAGAAGGCGUGCCCCGGUGGAUUUAAGCUCUUCCCCUGA
Molecule: messenger RNA, 1332 nt
Organism: Diaporthe citri
Lineage: Eukaryota; Fungi; Ascomycota; Sordariomycetes; Diaporthales; Diaporthaceae
Exons: 3
Coding region: 1-1332 (443 amino acids)
Molecular function (GO): flavin adenine dinucleotide binding
Source: RefSeq, a predicted model, not a curated record